Ornithodoros turicata is the source of this 2963-nucleotide messenger RNA. RefSeq names its product GDP-fucose transporter 1-like (gene nac). The record is from RefSeq and is a predicted model, not a curated record. Gene Ontology annotation, biological process: protein O-linked glycosylation via fucose; GDP-fucose import into Golgi lumen. Lineage: Eukaryota; Metazoa; Arthropoda; Arachnida; Ixodida; Argasidae. The coding region runs from base 603 to 1619 and encodes 338 amino acids. The transcript has a single exon. Gene Ontology annotation, molecular function: antiporter activity; GDP-fucose transmembrane transporter activity. Gene Ontology annotation, cellular component: Golgi apparatus.
CGACACUGUUCUUAUUUGUUCUAUCUUCGUUACAAUCCCUGAAGUUUAUCUUGGCGAAACCUGUACGUAGUCUCGAGUUGUCCGUACUUUGGCGAGAUGCCCCGCUUCUUCUGUGGGUUUCCUACAGGUUCUGUAGCUUUCCUUGGCGCCAUGCCGCUUGAAACACCAUGCAGAACCCGUUUGUAAAACUACCUACUCUUCAGGUUCGCUUCAUCCCUUUUGAAACAGGGCAGGCAUCCUCACUGGGUAUCCUAAGUUUUGGACACCACAAGCGAGAAACUAGACAAACAGUCUAGAAAGCGGGUUGAACGCCAGAGUCGUUCGGGAGGUGUCGCUGGUUCUCGGAUUCCCUGGACUUUUGUUGAUUCGGAUACGCUUAACUUGGCUACCGGCUUAGCCACGCUUACUUUGGUCACUUUAGGUUUCGGAAUCCGUGGCCGCUUGGGCCUGAAAUGGCGCUGUGCAAACUUCGCUGCAACCACCCUGAUAGUUUCACGAACAACAAUCCAAUCCAAGUUUCCCCACACAGCAAUAGUGAUUUUGACGUGGAUGUGUGUUGCUCUAGCGCGGUGAUUCUUUUACUGUAGUGCUUAGACGCGAUUAUGAUGGGUGACCGCGCAAUUAUUGUGAAGUAUGUUCACAUUGCUAGUGUUGUGUCAGCUUACUGGGCGAUAUCCAUCUCCCUUGUAUUCAUCAAUGACCGCCUGCUCUCGGACAAGGAUCGCAAACUGAACGCCCCUCUGUUCAUCACGUUUUUCCAGUGUGUGGUGUCUACACUGCUGUGCCUCGUUCUCAGCUUUUUCAGUGAAAAAUUUCCCAGUAUAUUAUGGUUUCCUAAAGUUGGCUUAGAUUUUAAUAUCCUACGAGCACUAAUACCACUGUCGGGGUUUUUCGUGGCUACGAUAACAUUUAAUAAUCUUUGUUUGAAAUACGUUGGAGUUGCCUUUUACACUGUAAGUCGAUCCCUGACAACCGUGUUUAAUGUCAUCUUCACUUUCUUGGUGUUACGUCAGACUACAUCGACACGUGCCGUUUUAUGUUGUGCAGUUAUAGUUGCGGGAUUCGUACUUGGCGUCAACCAAGAAGGACGCAUGGGUUCACUCUCUGUAUUUGGAGUUCUCUGCGGGCUUCUGGCAAGUGCAACGUUAUCACUGUAUAGCAUAUGCACAAAGAAAAUGCUUCCCGUUGUGGGAGACAGCGUCUCACUUCUCACGUACUACAACAACGUCAAUGCGUUGCUGAUGUUCAUGCCCAUGGUGGUACUCUUUGGAGAAGUGCAGACUGUGUGGAACUUCAAGUAUUUGAACGAUCCUCUCUUCUGGAGCUUCAUGGUUGUCAGCGGUGUCUUCGGGUUCUUAAUUAGCUACGUGACAAUGCUGCAAAUUCAAGUGACAUCGCCUCUUACACACAAUGUUAGUGGCACAGCAAAAGCGUGUGCACAAACUGUGCUUGCAGUAAUUUGUUUUGGCCAAGUGAAAUCUGUGUUAUGGUGGGUCAGCAAUGUGCUUGUGUUGCUUGGUUCAGCUAGUUACACGCGUGUGCGACAGCUUGAGAUGCUGAAGCAACACCAAGAAGUUUGCAAGGAAGAAAAUAGGGAUGGAAAAUUGACAGUAGUAUAACCGCUAGUCCUGUCUUGGUCGAUGUACUUUGUGGACCAUGCAACACCAUGUAAUGUUUUUCUGUGUAUUCAUAAGCGGACACAUACAACAUUAUGUUGUGUAAAAUUAUGUAAAGACAGGAUGCUCCAGAAGGUUGUAACGUCUUCCCAGUGAAAAUUACACGCUAUAACUGGUGCAGGAAUUUGUAUGAGUCUGUCAGCUGAGGCGGGGCAUUGAGUGGGCUUCGUAAGUGGGAAAAUGUGGGAUAAUGAAACAUGGUAUGUUUCCACUUUUUUUUUUUUUUUUUUUCAUUUUGGUUAUGGUUUGAGACACAGAUAUGUUACACUACACAUUAGCACAAAUGCACAUGGUGUUGAUUGUUGGCCUUGUCCACUUCAGUUUUUUGCUCCACUGUCCUCCAUAUUCAACACCACACUUCAGAGAUGGGCAUUAUGGGCAGAAAAUCACAGAGACCGUGUAGAAGCUUUGUCAACAUAGCAGCAGGCUCUGCUGUGUCCUGUCAAAGGUAAUUUUGCUUCAAAACUAUACAAAACAUAAACCCCUUAAUUUAAAGAUCCUUUAUCUUGAGGUCGUCGUAGGUAUGCAUACGCAAAUUUCACUGGCUGCAUACGUCAUCAGCUACUGUUAACAAGCCUGAACUCAACACGAAAUUAUUAAUGUAAGCUGAAUUGAAAGUAGGAUGCAAUGUCCAGAACAGAGAGAGUUUAAUUACACUCACCUGGAGAGAAGUAAACAUGUUGUUAAACUUGUGAACAUCAUACGAGACAUGCAUCUUUCGGAUGAGCACCCUGGAUUAUGCAUUCCCUAAGUGGGGAAUAUGUCCAUAAGCAUUUGCUAAAGCACUGGUCUACUACAUAAUUCAGUGUUGGGAAACAGGUUCAUUGGAUUUUACAAGCGUAAGAAUAAAUGGAAAUCUAGGCACAACAGGCUGAGGCAUGACAAUGUACAUGUUUACAGUACAAAUCAAGAAGCAUGUUGCUGUGAAUUUUUGCUUUUUAAUCAUUGCAUAGAAUUUUAGAGGCAAGACAAUCAAAACCUCAGCGAGCUCCAGGACAACCUGUAGAAAUGUGAUGUCAUAUAGACACACAUUUGCACGUAGGAAUAAGGAGUGAAAUUUAGUUGCUAUGCAAAGGACCCAAGUAAGAAGUAGGACCUGCUUUGUUCUAGUGUUUUCUAUGGCUGUGGAACACUCGAUGGUCGUAAACUGUUGUUCCUCAUUUCAAACAUUUGAACAGGGAAAUGCUUGUGGGAAAAUGUAACUCGCUAUUAAGUUGCUUCAAAGUGGGCAAAGGCAGUACGUGUAUGGUCUGUGUAUGAAGUGAAAUACAUACAUACAUACAUACA